AGGAGAGACGUUAUCUAAUAUAUCUACGGCUUGUAAUCCGAAGCAGACUCGAAAUCUCCAUUUCCGAGAGCAGGGAAGAAGACGAUGAUGGCGGCAGAGUCAGUGAGAUUAGCUUCUUCCGUUUGCAGUUUCAAUGGCUCUCAGCGUUGGCCUGCAACGCCUCUCACUCGAACUCACUUCCUCCUUCGUUCUUCUCGACCUUCCCGCUCCCAAUUCUUUGGUACCAACCUUCGUUUCAGUUCAUCAGCUUCUUCUAAGCUUUGUAAUUCACGUCAACAGAACAGACGCAAUCUCUCUGUCUUUGCCAUGGCUGCCGAAGAUGGGAAGCGUACAGUUCCACUUGAAGAUUACAGGAAUAUCGGAAUCAUGGCUCACAUUGAUGCCGGUAAGACGACUACAACUGAACGUAUUCUAUACUACACAGGAAGAAACUACAAGAUAGGGGAAGUACACGAGGGAGCAGCUACAAUGGAUUGGAUGGAGCAAGAAAAAGAAAGGGGAAUUACCAUUACUUCCGCUGCAACUACCACAUUUUGGAAUAAACACCGUAUAAAUAUUAUCGAUACUCCAGGUCAUGUCGAUUUUACCCUUGAGGUGGAGCGGGCACUUAGAGUACUGGAUGGAGCGAUAUGCCUAUUUGACAGUGUUGCUGGAGUUGAACCACAGUCGGAAACUGUUUGGAGGCAGGCUGAUAAGUAUGGUGUGCCAAGGAUUUGCUUCAUCAACAAAAUGGAUCGCCUUGGAGCGAACUUUUUCCGAACAAGAGACAUGAUUGUGACGAACUUGGGCGCUAAGCCGCUUGUUCUUCAAUUACCAAUUGGCUCUGAAGAUAACUUUAAGGGUGUUGUUGAUCUUGUGAGGAUGAAAGCUAUAGUUUGGUCAGGAGAAGAGUUGGGUGCAAAGUUUCAGUAUGAAGAUAUUCCAGAAGACCUUGUGGAUCUUGCUCAAGACUAUCGAUCACAGAUGAUUGAGACUGUUGUUGAGUUGGAUGAUCAAGCUAUGGAGAACUAUUUGGAAGGGAUCGAACCUGAUGAGUCCACCAUUAAGAAGCUUAUUCGGAAGGGAACAAUAUCUGCUUGUUUUGUUCCAGUACUGUGUGGCUCGGCUUUUAAAAACAAAGGGGUCCAGCCAUUACUUGAUGCUGUUGUAGACUAUUUACCUUCACCAAUCGACUUGCCGCCCAUGAAGGGAACUGACCCUGAGAACCCAGAACUGAUUGUUGAAAGGGCUGCCAAUGAUGACGAACCAUUUUCUGGACUAGCUUUCAAGAUCAUGAGUGAUCCUUUUGUUGGAUCACUGACAUUUGUGAGAGUAUACGCUGGUAAACUUUCUGCAGGAUCCUAUGUAUUGAACUCAAACAAAGGAAAAAAAGAGAGAAUUGGUAGACUUCUAGAAAUGCAUGCAAACAGCAGAGAGGAUGUAAAGGUAGCCCUUGCUGGGGAUAUUGUCGCUCUAGCUGGUCUUAAAGAUACCAUUACUGGUGAAACCUUGUGUGACCCAGAUCAUCCUAUUGUACUUGAACGGAUGGACUUCCCUGAUCCUGUGAUUAAGGUCGCAAUCGAGCCCAAAACCAAAGCUGAUGUUGAUAAGAUGGCAACUGGUUUAAUCAAGUUGGCUCAAGAAGACCCAUCAUUUCACUUCUCCCGUGAUGAAGAGAUAAACCAAACUGUGAUUGAAGGCAUGGGAGAGUUGCAUCUUGAAAUCAUUGUUGACAGGCUUAAGAGGGAAUUCAAGGUUGAAGCUAAUGUCGGUGCGCCACAAGUUAACUACCGAGAAAGUAUUUCGAAAGUGUCAGAAGUAAAGUAUGUGCACAAGAAACAGUCAGGUGGUCAAGGACAGUUUGCUGAUAUUACAGUGCGGUUCGAACCCAUGGAGGCAGGCAGUGGAUAUGAAUUCAAAAGUGAAAUCAAGGGUGGAGCAGUGCCAAAAGAAUACAUUCCGGGGGUGGUCAAGGGAUUGGAAGAGUGUAUGAGCAAUGGUGUUCUUGCUGGCUUUCCUGUGGUUGAUGUUCGUGCCGUGCUAGUUGAUGGUACGUACCACGAUGUAGAUUCAAGUGUCUUGGCCUUUCAACUUGCAGCUAGGGGAGCUUUCAGAGAAGGAAUGAGGAAAGCAGGUCCUAGAAUGCUCGAACCGAUCAUGAAAGUCGAAGUUGUCACCCCCGAGGAACAUCUCGGAGACGUAAUUGGAGAUCUCAACUCCAGGAGAGGCCAGAUCAAUAGCUUUGGUGACAAGCCCGGUGGUCUGAAGGUUGUGGAUGCGCUGGUUCCUUUAGCUGAGAUGUUUCAAUACGUGAGUACGCUGAGGGGGAUGACAAAAGGCAGAGCUUCAUACACAAUGCAAUUAGCCAAGUUUGAUGUUGUCCCUCAGCACAUUCAAAAUGAGCUUGCUGCCAAAGAGCAAGAAGUUGCUGCUUGAUUUUGGUUUCUGUUUGGAAACAACCUGCGAUUCAUUGUCUGUUGGAAAGAGGGAUUCACGUUCUAUUGUUAAUUUAUGCCAUGUUUGUGCAAGGAUUGCUGUUCCUGCAAGAUUUGAAGAGGAGAGAGGGAUUCGUGUUCUAUUGUUAAUUUAUGCCAUGUUUGUGCAAGGAUUGCUGUUCCUGCAGGAUUUGAAGAGCGACCUCUCUUACUAGCCCUCCUACCAAGGUGUAAUUAUUCAAAUAGUUGGCUGUCGGAUGUUAAAUUCGACCCAAAUGCAAACAAUUUUGAAUGUAUAAUCAAUGUCUUCAUAAGGAAGCCAGAAUAUUCAUUUAGAUCCUUGAAAGUUUUACUAUAGAUCACUGUUCUUUGAUCUUUGAAGGAGUAAUUCGUAAUAAAAAAAACAACAUUUUCAAGAGUAUAAAA
This is a messenger RNA of Benincasa hispida (wax gourd), 2840 nucleotides long. It is a transcript of the gene SCO1, whose product is annotated as Translation elongation factor EFG/EF2 protein. NCBI's taxonomy places the organism in Eukaryota, Viridiplantae, Streptophyta, Magnoliopsida, Cucurbitales, Cucurbitaceae. The record is from RefSeq and is a predicted model, not a curated record. Gene Ontology annotation, cellular component: chloroplast. Gene Ontology annotation, biological process: ribosome disassembly; translational elongation. Gene Ontology annotation, molecular function: GTP binding; GTPase activity; translation elongation factor activity.